Messenger RNA from Acytostelium subglobosum LB1, 549 nucleotides. RefSeq lists its product as hypothetical. The transcript has a single exon. Lineage: Eukaryota; Evosea; Eumycetozoa; Acytosteliales; Acytosteliaceae. The record is from RefSeq and is a predicted model, not a curated record. The coding region runs from base 1 to 549 and encodes 182 amino acids.
AUGUACAACAACAACAUACAUAAUAUUGCAAUACAUACAGUGUUUAGAGAUGUAAUACUUUGUCGCAAGAUACUCAAUCAUGUCAGUGAGAUCAAUCGCAACAUCAUUCAAGACCAAGACAAUAAGGAGAUAUACAAAUCAGUGAUCAAGGGCAAACAACUGUUGGACAAUGGUAUCCUUGAUCAGAUGUUAAGAUACAACGCCACACAAUACUUUAUCGACGAGUUUGAUCAUGUCUCGUCGUCACACUACCCAAAUGGAUAUCCUCAGAAUGACCAUCUCCUCGCAUGUGCGGCGAUCUUCAACAAUGAACGAGUGUUCAAACAUCUGUUGACAUGCACCAACAUGACAUUUCCAUCAGAGUACUCUGAGGAGCUCGGGCAUAUCUUGGAUUACAUGCGUUCCUGUGUGAUCAAGAGUGGCAGCAUUAUAAUGCUUCAGGCCUACCUCGACAUCAGCCAACAUCAACAGAUGAUCGACAUCUCAUUCGGCACGCUACUGAUGGUCAAUCAUGGUGGCGCAGAUGUUACUUCAACGUUCAUCGGUUGA